Pseudogymnoascus verrucosus is the source of this 1239-nucleotide messenger RNA. RefSeq lists its product as uncharacterized. The transcript has 3 exons. NCBI's taxonomy places the organism in Eukaryota, Fungi, Ascomycota, Leotiomycetes, Thelebolales, Thelebolaceae. The record is from RefSeq and is a predicted model, not a curated record. The coding region runs from base 119 to 922 and encodes 267 amino acids.
AUGGCCGUCACAUCUCAACUUCACAGCUGGCUACCCUGCGCCUAUAUCCACUCACCUCACCGCAUAUACGAUUGACUAUCCGCAUUAUAGCCGCUCCCAAACAUUAAUCAUUGGCACGAUGGUGCUUCCUCCUGCAGCCAACGCUCCCCCUCCAACCCUCCCUCCCUCCGUGGAAGAAGCCUACCGCCGAAAAUGCAUCCAACUCCGCCACCGCAUGAAGACCGUCGAAGAAGCCAACGACGCCUCUAGAAUCCGCCUCCUGCGCAUGCGCCGCGGCAUCGAAAAGAUGCGUCUCGAGCGCGCCUUCCUCCUUGAGCAGCUCGCCAAGCGCACCUCUACAAACGUUGAGGACUCAGAUGGCAGUCCCAGCCCUCCACCUACGCCGAAGGAGAAACCUCUGAGGACGAAGCGCGGAAGACGUGCACCGGAUUUCCUCCAGGAUCAGCCUGAUGCUGCUUCUGGGCUGUCGCAUGGGAAUGGGUCGCGUCAGGCCUCUUUCGCUGGCUCUGCGAACGGCCGCUCAGCAUCCAACCCCUCCAACGCCGCCGCGGCCGGUGCAUCAACGACUCGCUCCUCGCAAGCCAACGGCACCUCCGCCCCCCGCCAACCACGCAGCGGCUUCGACGUAUUCGUCAAGUCCAUGCGCUCCGUUCUCCUCGUAGCGAACAGACAAAAGAUCAAGGAGGGAACAUACGACGUCGACCAGGACCUUGCGAGGAAAUGGACGAACCUAGGGUCGGAGAAGCAGGGCGAUUAUUGUCGUAGGUUUGAGGAGGGAGAGUAUGAGGGCUGGGAGGAGGCGGAGAGUAGGGAUAAGAAGAGGUUGGCGGAGGGGGAUGAUACGGAUGCGGAUGCGGAUGUGGCGGCGGAGGCGGAGGAUGUGGAGAUGGGCGAGGAGAGUGGGGAGGGGGAGAGGCAUUAGGUGGGGGAUGCUGAGGAUGGGGAAUGGUUUGGGUUCAGGUGCGCGGUCGUGACGGAUGAGGAUGCUGGUGUAUUAUAGGUUUUCCCUACGGCGCUGUUUUUAACAUUUCGAUUAGACGAGGAAAAGCCAUAUGCGGAAUUUGGAGUCGGAGAAUAUCAAUACGGGAAUUAAUGACUUACAGAAACAUCACCGCUAUCAGAAUGUCAUCAUAUGAUCUGUGCUAUUAACAUCGCCAGUACGAUACCAGUUCUAGCCACGUAUUUCCCAGAAGGGAGAGGGAUCAACAUCUACUCUGCGUUUCCCAGUGUCCAUCUCGG